Molecule: messenger RNA, 3927 nt
Organism: Pocillopora verrucosa
Lineage: Eukaryota; Metazoa; Cnidaria; Anthozoa; Scleractinia; Pocilloporidae
Product: alpha-1,3-mannosyl-glycoprotein 4-beta-N-acetylglucosaminyltransferase A
Biological process (GO): protein N-linked glycosylation
Cellular component (GO): endoplasmic reticulum; endoplasmic reticulum-Golgi intermediate compartment; Golgi stack
Molecular function (GO): acetylglucosaminyltransferase activity
Source: RefSeq, a predicted model, not a curated record
GGGAAAAAACCAUGUUGUACCGAUGGCAGCAGUUCGUCUUAUUGCAAAACGGAUUUGUUUACGUUUGACUGUUGAGAAGAGAUGAUUUGGACCGCUGUUAGAAGGAACAGACUCCUUGUGUUUGUGAUCAUCGUUUUGUGUCCGCUGAUGUAUCAUUUUCUUUUGGAGAGAGAACGCUUACCUCAAAGAGUAGAAAGUAACCAAAUAGAUGAAGAACUAAUCAAGAAAAUACACACUCUGAGAGAAAGAUUACGUGAUGCAGAAUUUCAGAAUUCAGCCAGAUCUCAUGAACUUAUUUCACUUAAGGAACAGUUGACUAAAUUGGAAGCUGCAAGAAAUAGAAGAACUAAUAACUCUAUUACUCAUACUGACUUUAAGAAUUCAUCCAGGCUAUUUUUUGACAAUCAAAAUGUGCUCCAGUUACCAAGUAUUUAUAAUUUUAUGCCUCAUCUAAUGGAUUCUCCUGGCAGCCUAAAGCCUGCUUUGCAUGUAUCUAAGGACCGCCAAGGAGUGUCUCUAAUUUUUGGAAUUCCCACAAUAAAGCGAGAGAGGACGUCCUACCUAUUGGAUACACUUGCUUCAUUACUAGAUGCAAUGUCUCAGGAAGAUAAAGAUGACUGUGUUAUAGUCAUUUUUGUUGGUGAGACUGAUAUAGAAUUUAGUAAAGACGUAGCUAAUGGCGUCCAGCAAAGAUUUCCUAUAGAUGUUGAUUCAGGAUUGAUAGAAAUUGUCUCACCUUCAGCAAGUUUUUACCCAGAUCUGGAUACUGUUCCACUAACAUUUGGAGAUUCAAGAGAAAGAGUCAAGUGGAGAACAAAACAGAAUCUUGAUUUUUGUUACUUGAUGAUGUACUGCCAGAAAAAAGCAAGAUUUUAUGUUCAGCUGGAAGAUGACAUUGUGGCCACACCAUCUUUUGCUUCAACAAUCAAAACAUUUGCACUUCAACAAGAAACAAAUCAGUGGCUUAUUUUGGAGUUCUCAGCUCUUGGAUUUAUUGGAAAGCUUUUCCGUUCAAGUGACUUGAGUAUGGUUGUGGAGUUCUUUCUAAUGUUUCAUAAAGACAAACCUGUUGACUGGCUGAUGGAUCACAUUUUGUGGGUCAAAGUCUGUAACCCUGAAAAAGAUCAACAACACUGUGCAAGAGAGAAGUCACACUUACGAAUAAGGUUCAAACCUUCUCUCUUUCAACAUGUUGGCAAAGAAUCAUCACUGAAAGGAAAGAAACAAAACUUAAUUGAUAAAGACUUCAAGAAAGCACCAUUGUUCCAAGCUCACUUAAACCCCAAGGCUGUGUCAAUUUCAUCACUGGAACCAUAUCAAGGCUACACCAUAGACCGUGCAUACAAAGGGCAGACAUUCUUCUGGGCUUAUCCUCCCCAUACUGAUGAUGUUAUGAGAUUCAAAUUUGAUCAAGAAAUCACAAUAGAAAAGUUUCGUUUCAAGUCUGGAAAUCUUGAGCAUCCUGGUGAUAUCAUAAGGAAUGCUUCAGUGGAAGUUCUUCCAGUUACGGCCCUGGCUCAGGCAAAGAAGAUGCCAGAGCCUGGCAGGGAAGGAUCACCAGAAGCAAAGAAAAAUUUCAUGAAGUAUGAGUUUCCUUUGACCAGUUACAAAAGUGUUGGCAUGUUCACACCUGCUGGUCUUGCCGAUGGCACAGUACCCGAAGAGAUUGGAAAAGUUGUGGAAAUGAGAGUACGUGUACUGGGUCAUAACAGUUUGAACUGGAUAAUGCUAAGUGAGAUACACAUUGUACCAAAGGGUGCCAGAUGACAAAAGUGAAGAUGCAUCUGCAAGGAUGGAUGUACAUAACACUUUAUUUUUGCCAUAACUUAAUUAUCAAAAUUACAAAUUAUAUUUCAAAAAAGGUUUUUGACGAUGAUACUUGACUCCCAGAAUCUUAAGGGAACUAGCACAAAAUUUCAAGUUUUCCAUAAAAUCAGCCAGAUGGCUCUACACAACAUUCAUCUUAUCUUGUGAAUGUUAAGUGUUAUGGAAUGAGUUUUUCAAGUAUGAGUGCACAAAUGAAUCAUUUUUUAAUUGGUAAUUAGGUUGUAAUAUUUACAUUGAGAGACUGAGAAUUUCUUUUUUUCUUACCAGGGAGGGGAACAGGAGAUAUACUGUAAGAUUCUUAAGUAAACAGUUUAAAAAAAAUGUAGUCUGUUGUGUUGUUGAUAACAUCAUUUAUGCAUCAAUCCUCCUAUAGAUCAUCAGUAAAAACCAAUCGUACCUUUUAAUAUAUAAUUUUCACGAGAUCAUAUAAAGCAACUGAGAUGAAGCAUCAGUAGUUUGCUUCCAAUUCUGCUGGUUGUGAGUCUACUUUGGACUCCAACAUUGGUGAAAACUAGCCUUAAGUAGACAGAGAUCCAAGAGUUCUCUGGCUAAAAUGUUGUGGUCGAAACAAUUAUCCCUGAGAUACCAAACUUGGCAAUGAUGUGGUACUGCGCUGGAACAUAAAAUAUUUGCAUUUGGUGCUGUUGCCAUAGAAUAGGGUUUUCAAACAUCUUUAAAUAUAUUUGUUAAAAAUUCACUCAAUUUUCCCAACUUGUAAUUUUUAUCGCUGAAAAAAGUAGGUGGAGGAAUUUGAAUUAAAUGUAUUAUUGAAAGAUUUCAACAAAUGGAAUUUUUAUUAUUAGGUGUAUAAAUAUUUUUAAUUUCUUGAUAUCUGUUCUGUUGAAUUUUAAUCUCAGUGUAUUUGUACCAUAUUUCACAAGUUUUAAGGAUUGUUUGCACAUUUUCAGUUUUGUGUCUCCAUGCAUUGUGCAGAGGUUGUUUUCCUUUAUUUCCUUUGAGUUAAAUCUUUUUUGCAGAUUGUAGAUGAAGAUAUUUUGCUUGUUAGUGAUAUAGUGUUCUACCCUGAAUGAGAAACUAGAAGUUUAUUGAAUUGAAUAUUCAUAAUUGAUGUUGUUCACUGAAAAAUCGUUCCUUUUUCACGAUGUUAUGAAGGUACCAAAAUUUAUUUAAAUGUCUUAAGCCACACUGAUCUGAUCAAGCUGUUUGAUAAAAAAAAAACUAUAUUUUCAAAUUUAAUAGAUCCUAAAAUAGGUCUCAGUUCAUGUAUAAUUUACAUUGCAGGUGAUAUUUUAGGCUCUGACAAAGUAUAUAUUAUUCCAUAACUAAAGAGCAUAUUUCCAAAAGCUCCAACUUUUUGCCAACUAAAUAUUAAGCAAUUUUCCUUGACCCUUUAACUCCCAUGAGUGACCAAGACAGAAUUUCUCCUUUCAAUAUCAAUACAAUAUCAACCAGAUAGGUGAUGAGAAUGAAGAAAAAUAUCAAGUUGGGGAUAAUUAGUUGAUCCAAUACUAAAUUCUCUGAACAAACACUAUAAGAAUUGUAUGGUUGACAGUAAGGAGAAUUACAAAUUUGAUCUGGGAGUUAAAGGGUCAAAGCUUCUCUUUCCAGUGUCUCAAGCUGUUUCAAGGUCUCCUUUGUAAUUCAAGAUAGUAUGAUAUUUUUAAAAUAGAUUUGUAAGUUGAAGUAAAAUAUGGUAGCAAUAGUAGCUGUAAAUAGCCACUUUGGAAGGUUUUUAGAAUUUAGGCACAAGCACAUUCAAGGUAUUUCAUACAUUAUUAAUAAUAGUUUGUUAAUAUACAUCUCACAGUAAGUACAUGUGCUAUGAUUGGUCAAUUUAGUUGGCCAUAUUUCACUGUAUAACCUGCUGAAUUCAAAAGUUUUUUUUUGAAAUGAAAUAUUUUCCCUCUAUUUAAACCCCUAGUUAAAAAAAAAGAUAUAUCUUCCAAACCUUGUAUUCUUGGCCUUUACCGCAAGUUACGGCCUGGGCCAUUAAUCUGAGUAGAGAAAAUUUGGUUCCUUACAAAACAUACCUCAAACUCUGAUUUGUAAGUGGUAUGAACAAUUUGUGUUACUUCAUGCUUUAUGAUGUUAUCUGUCAUCUGUCCAUUAAAAGAAAUAUAAUAAUAUAAAUGUUAGAGA